AUGAGACAACUUAUAAUUCAAAUUGUGUGCAUGGCUGGGGUUAUUCUGUGUGCUGCUCACUCUCCUCUGAGUGAAGACACACUGAAAAAUCUGUCUGCAGCCGGGGAGCAGUAUGUUGAUGAAGAGAUAAAACAGACCAUGCUAGGAGUGAAGCAGAUGAAGGAAAUAAUGGAGAAGAGAGAAGAGAAGCACAAACACCUGAUGGAUGCCUUGAGACACAGCAGAGACAAGAAAAGGGGGGCGAUGCAACUAACCAAAGAAUCAGAGCAGAAACUCGAGGAGGCUGAGCAGCAGUGUCAAGAUUUAGCUAGAUCUUCCUUAAGAGAGUGUCGGCCAUGUCUGGAAGAUACUUGUAAGGCCUUCUAUACGUCUACAUGUCGCCGUGGAUUUUCCUCUUUCUCAUUUAAGGUUGAGGAGUUUUUCAGGAAAAUGGCCGCCCAGUUGGAUGCCACGGAGCAUGUUUUCAGCCAAAACCAGAAUUCAGAUAGAACCACCUCAGCUGAAAACCAGGUUGCAGAAGAUAACACAGAUCUGGAGCUGCUGCAGGCUGAAUCAUCGUUCAGCCAGCUGCUGUCAAACAUCAGCCUCUUGUACAAUCACAGCAUCAUUCUGGUCAGAAGGAUGCAACAAGUGUAUGAUCACUCCUUCCUCCCAUCCUUCAUAUCAGAGCUCCAGCCAAGCUCUCACUCAGCCAUGCAGGGUGAAUUGAGAGCUGGAUUCUUUAAGACUCUGGGUUUUGGUCACAUCUUUCAUUCAGCUUAUGACUUUGGGAAGGGUAUGCUGGAGGAAUUCAGCUCCACGGUGGCUGAUGUAUUCGGAGAGACUCAAGAAGCAGAGGAGAAUUUUCAACAAUCAAGCAGAGAUGCAAGCUCACUCACUGCCUAUGGACAGCCUCAGAGCGAAUAUCUGUGCCGACGCCUCCGCAGACAAACAUCAGAGUGCUGGCAGCUCAAAGAUGUGUGUGAGACAUGCAAAGGUUUUGUAAUAAAAGAGUGUCCCCAUCUGCAGCAGUUACAGUCCGAGAUGGAUGAGAUGCACACGCUGCUCAAUGCCUCCAGUCAGCAGUACAACCAGAGACUGCAGCUGGUCCAGAGACACACAGCAGACACUCAGAGAUGGCUCAGCAAUGUGCAGGACAAGUAUGGCUGGGUCAGCCAGCAGGCCAACAUCACCAUGGACACAAAUAAUAUCUUCAGUGUGAUCACAGUGAAUCUGCAGCAACAAAUGAAGAAUCACAAACUUAUAGAGGAGCACAGAGUGGUUGUCUCUAUAUUGGGCUCAGCCCCUAUAACCAUACCGGUCCCAAAAGAUCUGGUAGUGGAGGAUCCUGCUUUCAUUCAGUAUGUUGCUCAGGAAGCAUUGACGCUCUAUAAACAGCAAAUAAAAGGAAUGAAGUGACUGUCCUCUCAUCCAGUCAAGUUCCUCAUCAGUUCAAUGAAGUCCAAUGUUCUUGCACAAUUAUAAGCUUGUAAAACUUGAAAAUGCACUGCGUAGACCUCUAAAC
This is a messenger RNA of Melanotaenia boesemani (Boeseman's rainbowfish), 1504 nucleotides long. RefSeq names its product clusterin-like protein 1. The record is from RefSeq and is a predicted model, not a curated record. The transcript is spliced from 8 exons. The coding region runs from base 1 to 1398 and encodes 465 amino acids. Lineage: Eukaryota; Metazoa; Chordata; Actinopteri; Atheriniformes; Melanotaeniidae.